GGGACUAGGGGACCAAUCUGCGUAGGAGCGGGUGGCGGGGAAGAGAGGGGAGGAGAACUCUGAGUGGGAAGCCGACCCGGGGGCCUGAGACCCGUCGCGUCAGAGUCAGGCAAGUGAACCGGAGCAAACGACUUCCGAUCCAGUCCGUGCUGCUGCGGCUCCCGUUUGGGAUUUGAUUUGCAGCAUCUUCGAGCCUGUGCAACAAAAUACCGCGAAGCACGCCCAGCCCGCCCCCGGCACCCCAAUACGCACCCACUCCCUCGGGGUACACAGCUGGGCGCGUCCACACCCCCACAACCCCCACACGAUGUUGUGCGGAAGGACUUGCACUCCCCGCCUGUGUCGUUGAUGUCAGACCCCAGGCCAGCCUCCGGGCGCUGCAGUUCUCCCGGCUAAUGCUGAGCCUGCGGCUGGGGCUCUAGCACAGGAACCAGCCGCUGCCGCGCCCGGCCCCAGAGCCCACCGUCUGCAUGUGCCCGCCGUAGCUGCCUGCCUAUCCCGCAGCCCGCGCUCCCCGGAGCGCUGGAGACCACCGCGGGGGGGCCCCUUCUGCCCUCGGGAGAAGCGGUCUUGGAGGUAUUGAUUUCGGUGGUUGGAUUUUUUCCGUGGAUCUAUCAAUUCACAAUUCGAAUUUGGAAGAAAGAAGGAAAACAUGACGUCUCCAGCCAAAUUCAAAAAGGAUAAGGAGAUCAUAGCAGAGUACGAUACUCAGGUCAAAGAGAUCCGCACUCAGCUCACAGAGCAGAUGAAAUGCCUGGACCAGCAGUGUGAGCUCCGGGUGCAGCUGUUGCAGGACCUUCAGGACUUCUUCCGAAAGAAGGCUGAGAUUGAGAUGGACUACUCCCGCAACCUGGAAAAGCUGGCAGAGCGCUUCCUGGCCAAGACACGCAGCACCAAGGACCAGCAAUUCAAGAAGGAUCAGAAUGUUCUCUCUCCAGUCAAUUGCUGGAAUCUCCUCUUAAACCAGGUGAAGAGGGAGAGCAGGGACCACACCACGCUGAGUGACAUCUACCUGAAUAAUAUCAUUCCUCGAUUUGUUCAAGUCAGCGAGGACUCAGGAAGACUCUUCAAAAAGAGUAAAGAAGUCGGCCAGCAGCUCCAAGAUGAUUUGAUGAAGGUCCUGAAUGAGCUCUACUCGGUCAUGAAGACAUAUCACAUAUACAAUGCUGACAGCAUCAGUGCUCAGAGCAAGCUAAAGGAGGCCGAGAAGCAGGAGGAAAAGCAAAUUGGCAAAUCGGUAAAGCAGGAGGACCGGCAGACCCCACGCUCCCCUGACUCGUCGUCCAAUAUCCGCAUUGAGGAGAAGCAUGUCCGGAGGAGCUCAGUGAAGAAGAUUGAGAAGAUGAAAGAGAAGCGCCAAGCCAAAUACACGGAGAAUAAGCUGAAGGCCAUUAAAGCCCGGAAUGAGUACUUACUGGCUUUGGAGGCAACCAAUGCGUCUGUCUUCAAGUACUACAUCCACGACUUGUCUGACCUUAUUGAUCAGUGUUGUGACCUAGGCUACCAUGCCAGCCUGAACCGAGCACUGCGCACCUUCCUCUCUGCCGAGCUGAAUCUGGAACAGUCGAAGCACGAGGGUCUGGAUGCCAUCGAGAAUGCCGUAGAAAACCUGGAUGCCACUAGUGACAAGCAGCGCCUCAUGGAGAUGUACAACAAUGUCUUUUGCCCACCUAUGAAGUUUGAGUUCCAGCCACACAUGGGGGACAUGGCUUCUCAGCUCUGUGCCCAGCAGCCUGUCCAGAGUGAGCUGGUACAGAGAUGCCAACAACUGCAGUCUCGCUUAUCCACCCUGAAGAUUGAGAAUGAAGAGGUAAAAAAGACAAUGGAAGCCACUCUGCAGACCAUCCAGGACAUUGUGACUGUCGAGGAUUUUGACGUGUCUGACUGCUUCCAGUACAGCAAUUCGAUGGAGUCCGUCAAGUCCACAGUCUCAGAAACCUUCAUGAGCAAGCCCAGCAUUGCCAAGAGGAGAGCCAACCAGCAAGAGACAGAGCAGUUCUAUUUCACGAAAAUGAAGGAAUACCUGGAGGGCAGGAACCUCAUCACCAAGCUACAAGCCAAGCACGACCUUCUCCAGAAAACCCUGGGAGAAAGUCAGAGAACAGAUUGCAGUCUGGCCAGGCGCAGCUCAACCGUGAGGAAGCAGGAUUCCAGCCAGGCCAUUCCUCUGGUGGUAGAGAGCUGUAUCCGGUUUAUCAGCAGACAUGGACUGCAGCAUGAAGGAAUUUUCCGGGUGUCAGGAUCCCAGGUGGAAGUGAAUGACAUCAAAAACGCCUUUGAGAGAGGAGAGGACCCCCUGGCUGGGGACCAGAAUGACCAUGACAUGGACUCCAUAGCCGGCGUCCUGAAGCUUUACUUCCGGGGGCUGGAACAUCCUCUCUUCCCCAAGGACAUCUUCCAUGACUUGAUGGCUUGCGUCACAAUGGACAACCUGCAGGAGAGAGCUCUGCACAUCCGGAAAGUCCUCCUGGUUCUUCCUAAAACCACUCUGAUCAUCAUGAGAUACCUCUUUGCCUUCCUUAAUCAUUUAUCACAGUUCAGUGAAGAGAACAUGAUGGACCCCUACAACCUCGCCAUCUGCUUCGGGCCCUCGCUGAUGUCAGUGCCUGAGGGCCACGACCAGGUGUCCUGCCAAGCCCACGUGAAUGAGCUGAUCAAAACCAUCAUCAUCCAGCACGAGAACAUCUUCCCAAACCCCAGGGAGCUCGAGGGCCCUAUCUACAGCAGAGGAGGCAGCAUGGAGGAUUACUGUGACAGCCCUCACGGAGAGACUACCUCGGUUGAAGACUCCACCCAGGAUGUGACCGCAGAGCACCACACAAGCGAUGACGAGUGCGAGCCCAUCGAGGCCAUUGCCAAGUUUGACUACGUGGGCCGGACAGCACGAGAGCUGUCCUUCAAGAAGGGGGCAUCCCUGCUGCUGUACCAGCGGGCUUCUGACGACUGGUGGGAAGGCCGGCACAACGGCAUCGACGGACUCAUCCCCCAUCAGUACAUCGUGGUUCAGGACACCGAGGACGGUGUCGUGGAGAGGUCCAGCCCCAAGUCUGAGAUUGAGGUCAUUUCUGAGCCACCUGAAGAAAAGGUGACAGCCAGAGCGGGGGCCAGCUGUCCCAGUGGGGGUCAUGUAGCCGAUAUUUAUCUUGCAAACAUCAACAACAGCAUCUUACAUCUCAAGAACUCAAGGCUCAUAAGUGCCAAGCAAAGGAAACGGCCAGAAUCUGGGAGCAUCCGGAAAACAUUUCGGAGUGACAGCCAUGGGCUGAGUGGUUCCCUCACUGACUCCGCCUCCCCGGGGGUGGGGGCUACCUGCCGCCCAUCUUCCCAGCCCAUCAUGAGCCAGAGUCUCCCCAAGGAAGGGCCAGAUAAGUGUUCCAUCAGUGGGCACGGGAGCCUCAACUCCAUCAGCCGCCACUCAUCCCUGAAGAACCGGCUGGACAGCCCACAGAUCCGGAAGACAGUGACAGCCGGAAGGUCAAAAAGCUUCAAUAACCAUCGGCCCAUGGAUCCUGAGGUCAUUGCACAGGAUAUUGAGGCAACCAUGAACUCUGCCCUGAACGAGCUACGGGAACUGGAGCGGCAGAGCAAUGUCAAGCAUACCCCGGACGUGGUUCUGGACACCUUGGAGCCCCUCAAAACCUCCCCGGUGGUGGCCCCCACAUCAGAGCCCUCCAGCCCCCUGCACACCCAGCUCCUCAAGGACCCCGAGCCCGCCUUCCAGCGCAGCGCCAGUACGGCCGGGGACAUCGCCUGCGCCUUCCGGCCCGUCAAGUCUGUCAAGAUGGCUGCCCCGGUCAAGCCGCCAGCCACACGACCCAAGCCCACUGUCUUCCCCAAAACAAAUGCCACUAGCCCUGGUGUCAACUCCUCAGCUUCCCCACAGUCCACUGACAAGUCUUGUACUGUCUGAGGGGUAUAAUUUAAUUGUUCUAGACAAGGGGACGAGAGGGACUGACUGUUAUUAAAAUCUUCCUAUUUAAAUAGCUUGGGGACUUCAGUUGAAAAUUAGAUUUAAGUUGUUCUUGCAGGAAUUAGCCUUCCCAUCACCCAAAAUCCUGAAAAUGAAGCCCUCAUUAUCCCCCUGCCUGGCCCUUCCCAUUGCCCUCUGCUUCCUCCAGCCGUCGUAAUCCAGCCAGCCGCAGUACGUACUGUUCUUAGGUUAGCCAGAGAUAGACUUUUCCAUUAUCAGGUCACUGUGAAAUCUGGCCAGGCAAGUCAUGAGGACAUGGGCUCAAGUCUCAGUCCACUAAGACAUGGGGGAUGCCUAACCAGAUGGUUGCCUACUGACAUCCAGCUCUCAGUGGCAUCUUGUUUUGGGUACUGAUUAUAGAGAAUCAUAUGUAGUCCAUUUAGUCCAUUCUUCAUUUUACUUACACACACACACACACACACACACACAGGCUUUUCUAAACUCUGGAAUGUGUAGCCUCUCCUGGUCCUAGACCAGUCUCCUUGUUAAGUUAUUGUGGCAGUUCACACAGGAGCCAGCAGGGGUCACUGUUUCCAUUACAACCCUUGUUCGGUCUGGGCCUGAGAACCUAGCCUUUGCUAUCUCUCCAUCAUAUGAUAUUAAGCAGGAUGGGACUCAAUCCUGUGAUCUGUUUAAGGGUUGGGGGCUUUCUGUCUUCUUUCUAUUGGUGUGAAUUGGUCCUUGGUAUCUGCUUUUGCUCCCCUCCAUCUUCUAGAACUACAACUCAAUCUUAUUAUGGAACUUCUCAAGUUUUUCUGAAUGUAUAGACAUUUCUUGGUUUCCUAUCUUUGUCUCUGACAGACCAUUUUCCAUUUAAGACGUUUUCCUAUAUAAGACAGUUUUAUAGCUGGUUCCUUUUAGGAUAAAGAGUCUCAAGAGAGUUUCAUUGUGUUUAUGGCAGGUUUGGAAAAGGUAAGAAAUGGGUCCUUCCUCCCACUCAUUUGGGCACUUAAGACAAUUCAUUACUCUAUUAAAAAAUUAAAUUCAGCUUUGCUAACCCCAAAAUUGUUCCCAGACAUCCUGAGUUCACCCUCUAGUUUGGUUAUUCUAUAAGGUCUCUCUUCAGGGACCAACAAGGGCUUGGGAGAGCCCUCGUUAGAUUAAAGAGAGACAUUUCUCCUUAAAACACAUUUUCUUGUAUCCAAACAAGGACAACCAUGAGAACCUUGGCCCACGGGCGUUAACAUCUUUCCAAGGCCGGAAUCUAAGGAAAUUAAAAAGUGGAUGCUGAAUAUUUUGGCCUUCCGUUGGCCCUUUUUCUGGUACUCCAAAAAGCAAAAAUGAUGCCCUGGUCUGCUUUAAUCCAGUCUCUAAACCUGGUGCCCAUGGUCCCAGCUCCCCCCUGGCAUCAUGCUGUCCCAGGAGGACCAGGGCUGGGGACAGACCGCCCCACUCCAGGCUUGAGGCUCAGACACCUACUUGAGUUAAAGUUGAAACUCAUUCCUCUUGUCUGUUUUCUGGUUUUAAAGCUCCAAUUUUAGCCUUAUUAUUUUCUAUAGUUCAGGAGAGAUGGUGGGUUGCCAUUCAGAUAGGAAAAAUCUGAAUUUUCUUAUCUUUAGCUUAGAAGAGUCUUUCUGGACCAACAUUUUGAAGUUAGUAGUUGGUUCCGUGGAAGUGGUAGGAUGUUCCUCGUUCUGCGUGAAGGGAAAGAGGAGCUUUGUGGGAAAUCACUAAUUGGAAGGAUAACCUGUACCACUCGGGAAACCAUCUCAAGAUGAAAAGGAGAAACGAAGAGCUCCCGCAGUGGAGUGACUCAGCCAUACAAAGCAACCCACAGUCCCCUGGAUUCUUGGCUCUUAUCGCUCCGUGUGGUGGCCUGUCCUUGUCUAUCACCUGGACUUACACAGGUCUUGAGCCAACAGGGUCUUUCAUACCCGAGGAGCUAUUUCCUUGCUGAAAAUGGAACCCCACCCUUCACUUUACAUUCCUUUCGAUCCAACUGAUCCAAAUUGGUACUCAUACCUGCCCCUUUCCCCUCCCUCAGCACACUCCUCUCUAAGAAAGUUAAAAGCAAGGCUUUCUUAAUAACAGUGCUUUGGGCCUAUUCUGUUCCUGCCUUAUUUCUCUUUCAGCCCUGUACAUGACUGUUCACCACCCCCUUGGUCAGUGUCCGUCUGCUGAUUUGCAUCAUGAAUUGGACAGUGUGUGAAUGGCCACCCUCCCCCCGCUGGGAG
This is a messenger RNA of Molossus molossus (Pallas's mastiff bat), 6144 nucleotides long. It is a transcript of the gene SRGAP2, whose product is annotated as SLIT-ROBO Rho GTPase activating protein 2. Bases 653 to 3910 code for a protein of 1085 amino acids. Gene Ontology annotation, biological process: signal transduction; negative regulation of cell migration. Gene Ontology annotation, cellular component: cytoplasm. Lineage: Eukaryota; Metazoa; Chordata; Mammalia; Chiroptera; Molossidae. The transcript has 24 exons. Gene Ontology annotation, molecular function: protein binding. The record is from RefSeq and is a predicted model, not a curated record.